Messenger RNA from Ruditapes philippinarum (Manila clam), 1116 nucleotides. Its product is annotated as 4-hydroxybenzoate polyprenyltransferase, mitochondrial-like. The record is from RefSeq and is a predicted model, not a curated record. NCBI's taxonomy places the organism in Eukaryota, Metazoa, Mollusca, Bivalvia, Venerida, Veneridae. Gene Ontology annotation, biological process: ubiquinone biosynthetic process. Gene Ontology annotation, cellular component: mitochondrial inner membrane.
UACACAACAACCUUGCCCUUAGAGAGUGUGGUCCUUGCAUGGUAAAGGCGUUUUUUGCAAAUAUUUGCACUGUCUAUCGUUGAAAAACCAAUGUCACUUUAUGGAUAUGUAACAUUGAUCUUUUAAGUUUCAAAAUAUCAAAUAAUCCCUGUGUGAACAAAAGCUAUGGAGGCGAAUUUUCUACUGAACAAAUUAAAGGUUGUUGGACAGCUUAAGCAAUGUCUUAACAUUCCUAAACAGACAUGCGAAAGACAUUUACAUACACUCAUAAAUGAUGGCAGAUAUAGAUCUGGUCAAAGUUGGUGCAAAUACCGCUAUAACCGGAAGACUUUGUUAUCACAUAACUGGAAUUAUUUAGCCGCAUCAGGUGUUCCGGUGUAUCUAAUGCGGGACAGAUUCUCGGAGCACCAGCACAGAGACAUUUACCAUUUAUGUGAUAAAAAUAGAUUACAGAAAUACAACAAAAGACUUGGACACGGGUUAUUUUUACCUGCUUCAAAUGUUUCGAUACAGCACAGACCAGUUUCCUUUGGUACCAAAGCCAUUCUAGAUGCGUCCCCACCUAAAGUACAGCCAUACUUAAGACUACUACGAUUUGAUAAACCAAUAGGGACAUACCUUUUAUUCUGGCCAUGUACAUGGAGUAUUGGACUAGCGGCACAAGCAGGUCAUUUACCUGAUUUGUACCUGCUGGCUCUGUUUGGUCUUGGAUCUUUAAUCAUGCGAGGAUCUGGAUGUAUUAUAAAUGACAUGUGGGACAGAGAUAUUGAUAAAAAGGUUGAAAGAACAAAAACACGGCCAUUGGCAAGUGGAGAGCUCACACCAUUCCAGGCACUGGUAUUUCUUGGAGGGAACCUUUCUUUAGCUUUGGCAAUAUUGUUACAACUAAACUGGAACAGUGUUUUCCUUGGGGCAGCAUCUAUGAUCCUAGUUAUAGCUUAUCCCCUCGCCAAACGCUAUACAUACUGGCCACAAGUUGUUCUAGGGGUAACCCUGAACUGGGGUGUGCUGAUUGCUUGGUCGGCCCUCAAAGGUUCCUUGGAGUGGCCUGUGUUGCCCCUAUAUACAGCUUGUGUUGUCUAUACAAUGUUUUACGACACUAUUUACUCCCAUCAG